AGCUGGUACCUUACAUCUUAAUCCCCUCCCAUCCCUCCUCAGUUCUUUCACCUCCUGACUAUAAUUUGACUUCACUGUGGAUGAUCGCAUACUUCAUCUAACAUCACAACCCGAUCAAACAUGGCAGACCGCUUUCCUUCAUUGGAGGAUUUCUCCGCGGGCCAAACCGAGGUGGUGGAUAGCAAUGGUGGCUCAGAUCAGAAUGACUUCCUGGCUCGCGAAAGAGCCAUGCUUGGGGAUGAUGCCGAGCAGUUUGCAACCCCUCAAGACCACGUCGCUGCCGCAGAAGACAUAAACGACCAUGACGAUCUACUUGGGGGUGGUGCGGAUGCCUUCCCAGCCGCAGGCGAUGCGUCUCCUCACGAGAUGGCCGGUUUCGAAUCCUCAUUCCCCGCUCUCGAUACACAAAAUGAGCAGGUUGCCCCUGGUGGUACAAUCACUGGAACGGGAGCGCCCUUCCCGCCCACCGGAUAUACCAACUACACUUCCCAAGCUCCCGACGAGGAGCCUGAGCCCGUCAGGGAAUGGCGUGAGAGACGAAAUGCAGACAUUCAGCGUCGUGCCGAGAUCUCCGAGGAAAAGAAGGAAGCGACAAUCAAAAAAGCGCAGGAAGACAUUGAUGAUUUUUAUGUCUCUUACAACAAUAAGACGGAUAAGCUGCGCGCUCAGACCCGUGCUGAAGCUGAACAGUUUCUCGCUAACAGGGAAGAUACAUCUUCUGGCGGCACCAGCUGGGAACGCAUUGCAAAACUGGUAGACGUAUCUGGGAAGGGUAGCAAGGGUGGUGCUAGUGGAUCUGGCAAGGAGCGCUUCCGAGAACUGCUGCUCGACCUCAAAAAGGACCAGAACGCCCCCGGUGCCAGCGGGGUCUAGGAUUCACAACACUGAAACAAACGGUUGGCGCACUGGACCGUGAAACGAAAGUCUUCUGGGACUAUACCUCAUUACUUCUACUUCAGCGCCAUUCUCAUGAACAUCAUGUUUUCCCGCAUUGACUCCAAGGGCUUCACGUUCCCCACUGACUUGAAUAUACCUAUGUGGAUCGAUUGAGUUCGUGGCAGCAACCUAAUUACAUGUUCUCUUAUUUUAUUCUCAUUACAUGUUUUGAUAUUUUUUUUAUUCCCUUCCUGUAGCUAGAUCGUGCAUAUUGGAUCACCGAACUUUUUUUUAU
Molecule: messenger RNA, 1171 nt
Organism: Aspergillus saccharolyticus JOP 1030-1
Lineage: Eukaryota; Fungi; Ascomycota; Eurotiomycetes; Eurotiales; Aspergillaceae
Product: clathrin light chain CLC1
Exons: 4
Coding region: 121-873 (250 amino acids)
Biological process (GO): clathrin coat assembly; intracellular protein transport; clathrin-dependent endocytosis
Cellular component (GO): clathrin coat of coated pit; plasma membrane; clathrin coat of trans-Golgi network vesicle
Molecular function (GO): structural molecule activity; clathrin heavy chain binding
Source: RefSeq, a predicted model, not a curated record